Messenger RNA from Camelina sativa (false flax), 1531 nucleotides. NCBI's taxonomy places the organism in Eukaryota, Viridiplantae, Streptophyta, Magnoliopsida, Brassicales, Brassicaceae. The record is from RefSeq and is a predicted model, not a curated record.
GACCAUCUUAUCCUCUCUCUCUCUCUGAAUAUCUAGCCGCAAUGUAGUCCAUGAACCACAAAAAAGAUCAGAUCUUUGCACGUCUCUGUCAAUAACAACUACUACUAUAUAGUAUGUACUACUUGUGUUGUGAAGCAUAGAAAAAAAGACCGACCCUAAUUUAUACACGCACACAUAUUAACAUAUAUAGUAUAGUGCAUAUAAAACGUAGGGUUUAAAGUCUUCUCUUCUCCUCUGGGGCUAUCAUAUCGACAAUGGCUUCUCUUCUAACGAAGCCUAAGCCCGUUUUCCUCUGUUCAUCUCCACGAACUCUAAACACUUCAACACCGCCGUCGUUGAAUUUCACAAGAAUCUCAUUCACCCACCACCAAAAGCUUGCUCCUUUCAAGCUCCCUAGUCUCGUUGCCGCAUUCUCUGAAAAGGGUCUGAAGAGAGAUGUCUCCUCGGGUGCUGCAGCAACGGAAGCGGCGGCGGAGGGAGAUUACAGGAGGAUAAUGCUAUCAGAUGUGUUGGUGAAGAAGAAGGAGAAAGUACAUUGGUGGGAGAGGGAGUGGAAAGCUAUGGACUUUGGAGCUGUUGCUGUUGUUUUGUCUAUGCAUUUGCUUAGUCUCUUGGCUCCGUUUCAGUUCAAUUGGAGAGCUGUUUCCGUUGCUUUUGGGCUUUAUAUCGUUACAGGUCUUCUGGGUAUUACUUUGUCUUUCCAUAGGAAUCUUUCUCAUAAAGCCUUCAAGCUUCCCAAGUGGCUUGAGUACUUGUUUGCUUAUUGUGGUGCACAAGCUCUUCAGGGGAACCCAAUUGAUUGGGUGAGUACACAUAGGUACCAUCAUCAGUUCUGUGAUUCAGACAGAGAUCCUCAUAGCCCACUUGAUGGAUUCUGGUUCAGUCACAUGAAUUGGAUGUUUGAUACCAACACAAUCACGGAAAGGUGUGGAGAGCCUAACAAUGUUGGGGAUUUGGAGAAGCAGCCAUUUUAUCAAUUCCUUCGAAACACCUACAUUUUUCAUCCGGUGGCUCUAGCGGUUGCUCUAUAUGCAAUGGGUGGCUUUCCAUUCAUUGUUUGGGGAAUGGGUGUAAGAAUAGUAUGGGUAUAUCAUAUAACUUGGCUAGUGAACUCAGCUUGUCAUGUAUGGGGGAGCCAAGCAUGGAACACCGGUGAUUUGUCUAAGAACAACUGGUGGGUCGCAGCUCUAGCUUUCGGGGAAGGAUGGCACAACAAUCACCAUGCUUUUGAGUUCUCAGCACGACACGGCUUAGAAUGGUGGCAACUUGAUAUUACUUGGUACGUCGUUAGGUUUCUCCAAGCCAUCGGUUUAGCAACUGAUGUCAAGCUCCCAUCGGAAGCUCAGAAAAGAAGAAUGGCGUUGACCAGCGACUGAUCUUGAAACUGCGGAACUAGAACUGUUGGUACAAUUGAAGCUAUGAAGAUUAAGAAAAAGGGUUUUGUGCUUCUUUUUUUUGUGUGUUUACAUCAAGGUAUAUAUAUAUAUCUGUGCAAGAGAUUGUAUGUGAAAAACUGAUUAUGAAUUUUAUA